AUGCUGGCCCUGUGGUGGCUCUGCAUGGUCUACUCGUGCGCCGCCGGGUCGUGCGCCUCGGCCGCGCCGGGGCUGCUGCUGCUGGGCUCCGCGCCCCCCGCCCGGCGCGCCCACAGCCCGGCGGCGCUCUCCAAGCUGCUGCUGCUCCGCACGCCGGGCGCCAAGGGCCAGCUGAGCCCGGAGCAGGACAACGACGAGGACGAGGACGAGGGCGAGGGCGACGACGGGGCGGCCCCGGACUCUCCUAGCCCCAUCUCCAGCUUUCUCAACGGCUCCGGCACCAAGCGGCUGCCCCAGGCGGUGAUCAUCGGCGUGAAGAAGGGCGGCACCCGGGCGCUGCUCGAGUUCUUGCGGGUCCACCCGGACGUGCGGGCGGUGGGCGCCGAGCCCCACUUCUUCGACCGCAACUACGAGCGGGGACUCACCUGGUACAGAGAGCUGAUGCCAAGAACUCUGGAUGGGCAGAUCACCAUGGAGAAAACUCCCAGCUACUUUGUCACCAAGGAAGCCCCGGCUCGGAUCUCUGCCAUGUCGAAGGACACCAAGCUCAUUGUGGUAGUGAGGGACCCGGUCACCCGAGCCAUCUCUGACUACACGCAGACUCUCUCCAAGAAGCCGGACAUCCCCACCUUCGAGAGCCUGACCUUCAAAAACAGGACUACAGGCCUCAUUGACACCUCCUGGAGCGCCAUCCAGAUCGGCAUUUACGCCAAGCAUCUGGAAAACUGGCUCCUGUAUUUCCCCAUUGGGCAGAUCCUUUUUGUCAGCGGGGAGAGGCUCAUCAGUGACCCGGCCGGCGAGUUAGGCCGAGUGCAGGACUUCCUGGGCCUCAAGAGGAUCAUCACGGACAAACACUUCUACUUCAACAAAACCAAGGGUUUCCCCUGCCUGAAGAAGGCCGAAGGCAGCAGCAAGCCCCACUGCCUGGGCAAAACGAAAGGGCGGACCCACCCCAACAUCGACCAGAAGGUGGUGCAGAGGCUGCGAGAGUUCUACAGGCCUUUCAACAUGAAGUUCUACCAGAUGACUGGACAUGACUUUGGCUGGGAUUGAUGGCUAAUGUGGAAGCACUUGCCGGAGUUAAUCCUGUCAUUCAGCUUGCUUCUCCCUAUAUAUGUAGAUAGGUCUAUAUGUAAAAUGUACAGAAAUCUAUUUUAUAAUAAUUUAUUUUUAAUUCUUAAGCAAUUAAUUCACUAAGCUGCCUAACCACACUGUAGCCCAUAGCUGUGUUGUUGUUGUUCUUAACAUUCCACAGUGUUGAAUCCUGCUACGCUCUUCCUUUUUUGUUGCCUGGUUCAGUUUGUACUGGAAGGUGCUUCCAGGCAAUUUCCCAGGAGAAAUGUUAAUUUUUGUUUUAAAGGCAGGUGGGUCAGGGAGAAUGAGAAAAGCACAAUUUUGUUUUUUUCCUUUCCAAUACGGGUACUAGGCAUGUUGAAACACUUGUUGUGCAAGGCCCUUCAGGUAGCGCCUCUCUGUUCUCUUCCUAGGUCAAUCCACUUGCAGUUGAGUUUUUGUUGACUAUGAGAUGACAUAAGCUUUGCAAAGGGUUUUAUGGCACUCAAGCAUGUAGGCCCAGCUUCAGCAGCUGCCUUUUCAGGUGGGUGGGGCGUGUGGCCCAUGGGCAGGAGGAGACACUCCCCAGCCAUAUAGCCAUUGCUGCCUGAUUGCCAGUUUCAUUUGCCUUGGUGUCCAGAGCUUUUCCUCCUUGUAGUGCUGUUGCUACAAGGGGAGGGUUACUGCCUGAAUGUCUAUGGUUUCUCUUAUCUCCUCUCCUUUUUAAGCAGAUUUCCUGGGCUAAGAACUAUGCAUAUUUUGUCCAGCUUUAACUUGGUCUUGUUGAAAAAUGUGAAAUGCUUACUUGGGACAAUUCGAUGACACCCUUUUGUUUUGUUUUUGAGCUUGGUUUUCUCCAGGUGACUUUGAACAUAGGCCCAAAGCACAGUGCUGUGAAUUGACCACUGGUGCUGAGCUGAAAGUUUUUAAUGUGUUACUUGGUUUUAUGUGUGGUUGUGAGUGUAUAUGCAGGUAUGUGUGUGCACAAUUUAUGAGGCCCAUUGAGAGAAGCACUGAUGUUCACGCAGGCAUCAUCACCUGUCUAAACCUCACCAAAUCAUCCAACAGACUGACUGGGUUCAGACAACAUGAAAACCAAUGGUGGUUUAAAUAGUCAACGGUUUGUUAUUUAACCACCUGGGGGUUAUCAUGUUGUGUGGAGGGAUUUUUUAAACCAACAGUUGGUUAUUUGGCCGAAAUAACCCAUGCAAAGAACCUGCACUGUGCAGAGUUGGCUAUUUGAACCACUGUUGGUUAUCAUGUCGUGUGUUGGGCACCGUUGGUUAUUUCACCGGCCACCAUUGGUUGUUUUUGUUCGCUGCUAAGUCUCAAGGCAAGAGUGGUCAAAGUGGCAGCUGCCACUGUAGCCUAGCCAUCAGGAUAGUUUUUUGGCAGCAAGGGCUGAUGGGAUACUAGCGAAAGGACUGGGGGGGGGAGAAGGCGGGGGAUGAGUGAGUGAACUCAGUGUGGACCAAUAAUCAACUCAACGCUAAUACUAAUCCACACCACAGUUGGUUGUUAUCAUGUCGUCUGGGGAGUACCUCCUAGAUAAAUAACUGUUGAGUUCAUUUAUUACCCCACUGUUGACUAUUGUGUUGUCUGAACACAACCACUCUCAAAUCACCUAUUUUUCCAAUAAUACUGUCCUGGGGGUGAAAUGGUGCCCCCACCAUCACCCCAGUGCGUUCUCCACUGCCCCCAAACUUCAGUUAAAAGAACAAGACAAAAUGGCAUACCGUAGCAGCUAUGGUGUGCUAAAAUGGACAAAUUUAGCUUCUUUCCAAACAAGCUAAAUGUAACUCCUUUAGUGCUAUUGAGUGCUACAGAGGGGUUACCGCUAAAGUUUGCCAGCAAACCAGCAUUUUUUUCCUACCCAGUGCUGCCUAUGUGGAGGGGUGGUAUGGGUGCAAAAUGGCCCCUGGACCUCCCACAGUCGCCCACCCGUCCUAGAGUGUGCCACGUUUAUCUAGGCUGCCAAAGCAAAUUGUAUGCAAUCUAGUCACUUUUGUGGGAUGAGCCCAGAACAGAAUGACCCCGUUCAGAUGACACACUAAGCCACAGAGGUGAAGCAUUUUGUGCUAAACAUUAUAAAAUUAUGGUGUAGCGUGCUAUGUGAGCCAUGACUUAGCAUGGCAUGUGAGCCAUUCCUAACCAUGGUGGCUACAUAAUCACGAUUUAAACAUUGUCACUAACCAUUUGUUGCAAAAGGGCGCAUUGAGAGGGUUGGUUGUGAGCUGCCGUAGAAAUGGACCACACCUUUCUGUAUCCA
This is a messenger RNA of Elgaria multicarinata webbii, 3322 nucleotides long. RefSeq names its product heparan sulfate glucosamine 3-O-sulfotransferase 3B1-like. The record is from RefSeq and is a predicted model, not a curated record. Gene Ontology annotation, molecular function: [heparan sulfate]-glucosamine 3-sulfotransferase activity. NCBI's taxonomy places the organism in Eukaryota, Metazoa, Chordata, Lepidosauria, Squamata, Anguidae. The transcript is spliced from 2 exons. Bases 1 to 1053 code for a protein of 350 amino acids.